AUGGAAGCAAAGCUAGAGGUUGUAGGGAGAGAAAUUAUCAAACCUUCUUCAUCCGCACAUCAUGAUCGCCUUCAAGUGUCUUUAAUAGACGUCUUUUUUCCUCAAAUUUACGUUUCAGCAAUCUUCUUCUACCAAACCGAUGCCGGUGGAGAGUCGCCGGCGAUCAUCUCCGGGAAGCUUAAAAGCUCUUUGUCGGAGACUCUGUCACGUUUCUAUCCUCUAGCGGGAAGAAUUGAAGGCUUCUCCAUCAACUGCAACGACGAAGGAGCCGUGUUCACCGAAGCACGUACUGAUCUCCUUCUCUCCGAUUUCCUUAAAAACAACCUCGAUGAUACCAACAAUCUAGGAGAAUUUUUCCCCAAAAUUGAACCAGGAGAAUCUGCUGGGACAUGGCCAUUGUUGAGUGUUAAGGUAUGUUUCUUUGGAUCCGGAUCAGGGGUUGCGGUCACUGUUGCUACAUCUCACCAAAUCUGCGACGCAGCAUCGUUGUUGACCUUUAUCCAAAGCUGGGCUACAGGGAAUGGUGACAUGGCGGUAACUACUCCUCAUUUUAUAGGAGCUACCAUUUACCCUCCUCCCCAAAACUCUCUCCAGGCUACUUCAUCGGAUGAUCUUUUCGGGCUUAAAGGCAAGUGUGUUACCAAUAGAUUCGUCUUCAAAUCCUCUAAGAUUGCUGAUCUCAAACGGAAGGCCGCUAGCAAGAGCGUUCCGGUACCUACACGUGUGGAAGCCAUCACAUCACUUAUCUGGAUAUGUGCCACAAAUGCCUCACGCGCGUCUAACUCAUCGGUCGCUGCAAAGUCAACGCUGAUGAGUCAAGCCUUGGACUUACGGCUUAGGAUUCGAGAUGCAAUUGGUAACUUACAAUCGCCUUGUGCCAUCACCAAUACCACAUUUGGUCAGAACUUGUUGAUCAGUGUUAUGGGAAAUUACUUAUCAGAGGUAAAACCAGACGUAGACUUAUACGCAAUGUCUAGCUGGUGCAAAAAACAUUUCUACAAGGUUGACUUUGGAUGGGGUACUCCGGUAUGGGUAGGAUCCGCUUUGCAUACCAUCUAUGACAACACGGUGUAUGCGUUGUUAAUGGAUUCAAAGGAUGGUGAAGAUGUAGAAGCUUGGGUAGGCUUACCCGAACAAGACAUGCUCAUGUUCGUUCGUGACCAAGACUUGCUUACUUAUGCGGUCCUUAAUCCUCCAGUUUUGAUCUAAACCAGUGACCAAUAUCUUAA
Arabidopsis lyrata subsp. lyrata is the source of this 1229-nucleotide messenger RNA. Its product is annotated as BAHD acyltransferase At5g47980. NCBI's taxonomy places the organism in Eukaryota, Viridiplantae, Streptophyta, Magnoliopsida, Brassicales, Brassicaceae. The record is from RefSeq and is a predicted model, not a curated record.